AUGACGUUAGUGUUUUCUUUCCAAAGCAUCCAAAUUUCUGUUUAUAAAAGACAGCAAUAAAAGGUAUUUGAAGAUGAUCGAAUAUCUUAGGAAAGUAGAUGAAAAAUAAAAUAAGAGAAACUGGAUAAAUAGUACAAUGAAAUUACAGUGUAGAAGUACCAUACGAAGUGUCAUAUAUGAAAGAAUCAACAGUAUUGUUUUAUUGUCAAUUGACCAUUUGAAUUUUAUUUACUUGAUUACUGCUUACAUUGUUAUAUUUUUGAAAUUAUUUUUAUCAAUUGUUUUAUCUACAAAGAUUUGUAAGUAUUCAUUAUCAUAUUUGCUUAAUUUAAUAUUUGUCUAAAUACUAAAAAAUUUUAACUUUUUUUGUCUUUUAUUCUUUAUAAAUUUAUGGAUAUAGAUUUUAUGGUAAUAUAGAAUUUAUAAUAUCUGAGGAAUAUUUUAUGGUUUCAGUAUUUAAUAUGUUUAAACAUUUUGUGUGAUGAAUGUUAACACAUAUUUCAUUGUUUAUUUCCAGGAUAUUUUAUCGAAGCAAAUUUGAAAAAAAUUAUGUCUUUAUUAACUGAUGCAUCUCCAAACAAUCUAAAUUAUAAUUAUGAUAAUAUAUUAAACAAAGACAUUUUAUGGAGGAUAGAAAAUGACCUUGACAUUGAUGAAAAAAUGUCUGUCUUAUUUUUGAUGAUAGAUGAUUAUGAGCAUAGCUUUCAAGAAAUUUAUGAUUUGUUACAAAAAUUUAAAGAAGACCAAGCUUUUAUACUCACAGAAUUUGUAAAUAUACAUCCUAAUAAUUGGGAAAAUAAAUUAUUAGAAGCUAUAUGUGUGAUAAAUAAUCGACAAAUUAUACGGAAAUUAGGAAUAUCAUUCGAAAGUUUCAGUUUAUUUUAUAUGCCAAAGAUCAGAUCAUAUUCCAGAUACAUAAACUUAGUUGCAAAAUGUUUAUAUUUAUUAUGUGAAGCUCUUUGUGAAGAUAAAACUAAGUUGUUAUUGCAAUAUAUUCAAACUGAUUUAACUCCAUAUGAGGAAAAUUUAAAAAAUAUAGAUUUUCUUGAAACUUUUGAAGAUUUGGAGCUCAUUUGUGAAGAUUUAAAGAAACAUGAAAAUCAUCAAAAUGUGUUGGAUACACAACAUUCUAUUAAUACAUCUCAUGUACGAAUGUCUUUCAUGGAAGAAUCACCAAUACUGUCAGAAGUGGAAGAAAAUGAUAUAAGAAAACUAAACAGUGGUCUUUGUAUUAUUAUAAGUCAAAUGUUUUUUGAAGAUCGAAAGUUUGAAACUAGAUUUGGAAAUGCAAAAGAUUGUGAGACAUUAUCUGAAACAUUCAGAAGAUUUGGUUUUACAGUUACACAGUUUAAUAACUUAACUGAAGAUAAAAUACUUACAAAAUUAGAAAAUAUUCCAAAAGAUUUUGGUACUAAUUAUGAUUGCAUUUUUGUAUGCAUUUUAAGCCAUGGUUGUAAAGGUGGUAUUAUUAGUGCAGAAGGAAAAGAAGUUAGUAUUGAAGCAAUUGAACAUAAAUUUUGUUGUGCCGAAUUAGAAGAUGUUAUUAAAGUAAUUAUUAUACAAGCUUGUCAGGGAAAUGUGAAAGGACAAGUAAAUGUCGACGAAACAACUAAUUUGACUACAGAUGGUCGUACAGAUUGUAAAAGUUUGAAUAUUUUACCAUACAAAAAUUUCUGUAUAUUUAUGUCAACUAUGCAGGGUUUUAUAUCUGUACGUCAUAAAGAAGAAGGAUCUUGGUUUAUCCAAGAAUUUUGUAAUAUUUUACAAAAUGGAAAAAAUAAAAUUACAUUCUUGGAAGCUAUUAGGAAAACAAUUUUUUCCGUAAUGAAAAAGAAAGGAAAGUUAAAUGAAACAAGUUUCAUUGCUCAGUUACCCGAAUUAAAAACAUGCAGAUUGCUUACGGAUUUUCAAUUACCAGACUAUCAAGAACACAUAUAAAAAGAGAAGGACAAUGUUAUUAACUAUUUUAUUAUGUUUUAUAAAGAAGACAAAAUAUAAUGUUUAUAUGUUGUUUAUAUAUUGUAUAAUUUAUGCAAUAAAAAUUAUUGACAGUUAAUUUCUCUUGUUUCUUGUGUUUCUGUUUACACAUGCAUCAAUUAGAACACGAAUAACAAAGAAAUAAAUAAUUUCGACAAUAGACAUAAAACUAAAUCCAGCGAAAACUCCUAAAAGACCGCC
Heterotrigona itama is the source of this 2178-nucleotide messenger RNA. Lineage: Eukaryota; Metazoa; Arthropoda; Insecta; Hymenoptera; Apidae. The record is from the annotation of a GenBank genome assembly.